AGGGCGCUGUUUCCCAGUCUGCCAGGCCUGAGUCAGCCUGUAGGAAUCAGGAAGUCUGAUCUGACAGCAGAGGCAGAGAUGGCAGCAUCCAGCUCACAGUCCGAGCUUAUCCUGGUGGUUCUGGGCCCGGAUAAGGCAGAGGAGAGAGGUGCAAUCCGCUUCACCCUGGGCCUGGAAGACAACCAACAGGGCACAGAUGUUCAGGACUGCAGCAAACAUAGAGGGACAGCUGCAGGCAGGCGGGUCGAGGUGGUCUCCAGUCCAGCCUGGUACGGCUCAGCCUGCAGCCCAGAGGAACGGACAAUGCAUAUUUCAUCCUUCAUCGCUUUAUCCAGCCCUGGACCACAUGCCUUCCUGCUCUGUGUCCCGGUGAACGGGCGUGCUCACGAUGAAUCCAAGGCGCUCGAUGCCCUCGCUAAGCUGUUUGGCCCUGAUGCAGUCAGCAAAAACACCAUUGUUCUCUUCACCCACACUGAGGAGCUGGGAGAGGAUGAGACACUGGAGCAGUACAUCAUCACAUGGCGGAAAGACCUCCAGGAGCUGGUGGGGAGGUGUGGCGAUCGUUACCAUACCCUGGAGAGCUGCAAGCCAGGCGGAGAAGAAGGGAAAGCUGUGGAGGAGCUGCUGGAGAAGGUGGAGCAGGCGGUGAAGGAGAGUGGAAGCAAGUGCUUCAGCUGCCCUCUCUACCAGGAGGCUGAGGGCAGGGUGAGGCAGCGGCAGAUGGAGAUCAUAAGGCAGAGGAGGGAGGAAGAGCCCUCUGACUCCCAGCCAGAAGUGACUAAAGAAGAAAUGGAUGCAGUUAGGGAGGAGGCAGAGAAGAGCGUUGGGGAUCUGGAUUUGGAUCUAGGUGGUAUUUUCCCCUCCGGUAAACAGGUCUCUCCUUCCUCGGCUUCUCCAUCAUGGCUGGGGGGCUUAUGGGAGAAGCUGGUGGGCUGGUUCCGGUGGCUGCCCUCCCUCGUUAGAAUCGAGGCUCUGUUCGGGGCCCUUGUGGGGCUAUUUGUAGGAGGGCCGAUGGGGGGCACGGUUGGGGCCACCGUAGGGUCUGUGGCUACAGAAGUGAACAGAAGGAAAACAGAAAAAACUAAAUGACAAAUAUUUGCACCUUUAUAUCUCUUUGUCACUGGGAAAAAAACUUUAAAAGAUUCAGUUUUAGUGUGAUGCUUGAUAGUAUUUCUGCAUAAAUAUGACCUAAAAUGUGUUUUCUCAUCAGAUAAUACCUGGGAGAGGUAGAUCACUGUAAUCAUAGAGGAAGCACAGUGGAGGAAGUGUCAGGAUUUGGACAGGAUCCAUCAUUUGAUGAAGCAACAUUUUCGGGAUUAUAUAUUAAUUAAUGUAGGAAAAUAUCUAGGAACAAUUCAUUUGAAAAAUUUUUAUGCUAAAAGGAGAGCAAAUUGGUGGGAGAGCAAAUUUUCCAAGUAGUUGAUCAAGCCGCUGAUAAAAAAAAAUAAAAAGAAUUAUCCCGGAUAUGUUUUUUUACUAUUUGAUAUAUAAAUGAAUAAUAUUAAUUUGAAAAAUUUCAAAUUAUUUGUAACAAUAGGACUGUAUAAGCUUCUUAAAAAGCCUUAUUCAUCAUACUUGUUGUUUUGUGUAAUUAAAAUGAGGAUAAAGAAUGCAAUUAAAUUCGGAAGCUUUUAUUUUGCAGUAAAUCUGUUGCUGGUCACACUCAGAACCCCACAAACACAAAUACGACUUUAAGAGAUAAUACAACCUCCUCAAAUCAAACACUACUGCUGUACCACCAAAGGGAAAAGUCAUAACCCCAACUAGGGAAACACUGAUAUGAACCUCUGGGCGGAUUCUGAUUUCAAAGACCUCUUAUGGCUGAUAACUGGUAUCUACUGAUGUCAUGUAUUACAUAUUUCCCUUUUAGACUUUAGUCGGAAAGGACCAAUUGUUGACUUUGCUUCUGUACUUCAUUUUUAAAACCUACUGUCACGUGACCAAAAAGAUACCACAUGAUUGAUUCUCCUGAAACAAAUAAACUGCAACCUCAUGGAAAUAAUUGUGAAAAAAUGUCCUUGAAGUUUUACUUCUAGGGCGGAUAAGUAAAAUGAUGAGCAUACAAAAAUCCAUAUAAAUAGUUUGCAUUCAAGAUCAAAAACCUUUUGUCUAGAACUCCUUAAGUGUCAUUUUAGUUUGAAUUGGUUUAAAUUCUGUAAAAAAUCUUUUUAAAGGCACCUUUUGCCUUCCAAUGACUCAUAGAUUAAUAAAAAAAA
This is a messenger RNA of Cyprinodon tularosa, 2216 nucleotides long. RefSeq lists its product as uncharacterized. Lineage: Eukaryota; Metazoa; Chordata; Actinopteri; Cyprinodontiformes; Cyprinodontidae. The transcript has 3 exons. The record is from RefSeq and is a predicted model, not a curated record. Gene Ontology annotation, molecular function: GTP binding. Bases 79 to 1089 code for a protein of 336 amino acids.